UGGCGGCUGGCCGGGCCCGCGGGGAGCCAGCGAGGCCGGAGCGCGAGCGAGGCCCGGGCGUCCGCGCGCCGCCCAUGGAGGCCGCAGCUGGAGCCGGCCCGGCCGAGGCGCCCGAGGCGCUGAGCUGCUUCUCCUACAACCAGGACUGCACCUCCCUGGCCAUCGGAACCAAAACUGGAUACAGGCUUUUCUCCCUAAGUUCUGUGGAACAGUUGGACCAAGUCCAUGAAAACAAUGAAAUCCCGGAUGUUUACAUCGUGGAGCGCCUCUUCUCCAGCAGCCUGGUGGUCGUGGUGAGUCACACCAAGCCUCGGCAAAUGAACGUCUAUCACUUCAAAAAAGGGACGGAGAUCUGCAACUAUAGCUAUUCCAGCAACAUCCUGUCCAUCCGGCUGAAUCGGCAGGUUUAUGUGCACUUUCUAUCAAUCAUUCCAACUCCUACUUGGCGUACCCUGGCAGCGCGACUAUUGGGGAGAUUGUGUUUUACGACGGAAAUAAUUUGAGAACAGUCUGCACAAUUCCUGCCCACGAUGGGCCCCUCGCUGCAAUAACCUUCAACUCCACAGGAUCGAAGUUAGCAAGCGCUUCAGAAAAAGGCACUGUCAUUCGUGUAUUUUCCGUACCUGAUGGGCAAAAACUCUACGAAUUCAGAAGAGGAAUGAAGAGGUACGUGAACAUCAGCUCUCUCGUGUUCAGUAUGGACUCCCAGUUCCUGUGUGCUUCGAGUAACACCGAGACCGUGCACAUCUUUAAACUGGAACAUACCACUGACAGCCGUCCAGAAGAGCCUCCCACCUGGAGUGGUUACAUGGGAAAGAUGUUUAUGGCUGCUACCAACUACCUCCCUGCUCAAGUGUCGGACAUGAUGAACCAGGACCGAGCCUUUGCCACUGUGCGCUUGAAUUUCUCUGGACAACGGAACAUCUGCACGCUCUCCACGAUUCAGAAGCUGCCACGACUCUUAGUUACAACAUCAGACGGACACCUUUACAUCUACAACCUAGACCCUCAAGACGGAGGAGAGUGCGUCUUAAUUAAGAAACACAGCCUGCUCGGCUCGGGAAAGACAGACGAGAACAAAGAAAAUGACCUCCGGCCUCCAUUACCUCAGUCUUACGCAGCAACCGUAGCCCGACCAAGUACGAUGCCUUCAUCUUCAUCCAGGCCAGGUUACUCAGAAGAUGGGGGUGCCCUGCGAGGAGAGGUUAUCCCAGAGCACGAAUUUGCAACCGGACCAGUGCGUCUUGAUGACGAGAAUGAAUUCCCUCCUGUGAGCAUUAGGAGUCCCUAAAAUGGCAGUACAGCCCUCAUGCUAAGAAGAAAGUAUUAACUUCUUACAGAAAAGAUGUUGUUCCCUUUCUCUAAUGUGCCCCGAUCUAUUAUCAAGCCUAUAACAACUAUGUUACAGGGACACCGCCAGGUAGUUUAUGCUCCCAGCUGUGGCCGCUAGGGAUGGGGGUUCAGCCUACAAAUCCUAACGUUAAUUAGAGAGAGGGCCAAGCAAAUUCCCAGAAAUUAAGCACCUACAAAUGUGGGUGAAGUUUGAAUCUGGAUCUGACCUUUAAAUCUCGAGCCCGUCUCUCAUAUUAAUAGAAAUAGCUUUAGUUGCGACGAUGGCAGCAUUUUUAACAAAAAAAUUAUUCCUCCCCCCUCCCCCCCCGCAGUAUUUUCAGUGCAAACAUAUCCCAGCAUUGGGCUGGUGCAGCUGCAACCUGAAGUGACCAGGGGGUUCUCUAUACCAUGCACACAUGCAUGACGGGUGGUAGGGAGAGAAGCAGGUGAGAGCAGGACCCAGGAUCCAGGCAGGAACACACCACGCGCACACACCGUUGAGUCUGAGUAGCUCCCCGUGCAGAGCACCCAUCCCACUCCCCAAUCUAUACCUGACCCCUCAACUUCCCCGCACUGGCCUUGACUUCCCCCUGCUCCCCAUGUAGAGCACCUCUGAGCCGCUGCCCCACGACCCCAAUUCACAGUGAGUUUCCGCCGCCUCUGGAAAAAGCCCAACCUUCCAGCCCAAAUGGGGACAAGCGUACUAGAAUUUAAAAUCCAUUUCCAAUCUUUUAACAAUCCUCAGCAUUAGUCACCAGAGGUAAGGACAUUUUUGCUUUUUAAAACUGACUUUGAACCUGGCAGUGUCUCUCCAGCUCUGUGAUCUAGUAUCCAAACACUUACCAUGUUGUUUGCUUAACAUUGGAGAGGGCAGAUGUUGAUUACCUGCAGUAAUAAUUUCUAGUAGUUAGCAGCCUCUCCAUAAUGGUAACACACUAAUACACCAGGACACUUUGACUUGACUAAAUUGUUGCGGCAGUUUACCGUGGACAGAAUCUUGAGCCCUUUACUCAGGCCUCACCCAUCUUCAGUGGAAGUUUUGCCUGAGUAAGGACCAAGUAAAAACUAUCUUAGGCUAAGGCUACACUGGCACUUUACAGCGCUGCAAGUUUCUCGGUCAGGGGGGUGAAAACACCCCCCUGAGCACAGCAGGUUACAGCGCUGUAAGCUAAUCCCCUCGGGGAGGUGGAGUACCUGCAGCGUUGGGAGAGAGCUCUCCCAGCGCUGGUGCCACGACCACACACACACUUCAAAGCGCUGCCACGGGAGCGCUCUAGCAGCAGCACUUUGGAGUUUCGAGUGUAGCCGUGCCCUUAGGGUCUCAGCCACCAAUUGUGGGUCACGUCCUGAGAUUUUCAAAGUUGACUAGGGUUUAGUGUCAAGUAUCGAGGGUAGCCGUGUUAGUCUGUAUCCACAAAAACAACAAGGAGUCUGGUGGCACCUUAAAGACUAACAGAUUUA
Molecule: messenger RNA, 2793 nt
Organism: Trachemys scripta elegans
Lineage: Eukaryota; Metazoa; Chordata; Testudines; Emydidae
Gene: WIPI1
Product: WD repeat domain, phosphoinositide interacting 1
Biological process (GO): nucleophagy; protein localization to phagophore assembly site; protein lipidation
Cellular component (GO): cytosol; phagophore assembly site membrane; extrinsic component of membrane
Molecular function (GO): phosphatidylinositol-3-phosphate binding; phosphatidylinositol-3,5-bisphosphate binding; protein binding
Source: RefSeq, a predicted model, not a curated record